UUCAUCCAGAACUUUUUUCUCUUGACUCCUUCCAUGGAAGACUCGACCCCCCUGAAACAAAAAAUACAACACCAAGAACUUGGGGAAACAGGGCGGCCGUGGGAAGAAAUGGUAACAGCCUCCCAAGAUCCUGAACCUGGGUUAUUCGAGGCCUCAGAGUCGGAGCAGGGGCCGGAAACUGGACCCCAGCCCAGGAGCAGCCCUCCUGGGAUCCCCCAAUCUGGAGCCAGCACGCCUGUGGAUGACCUCGUAGGACCAGGUGUGUCAUCUCCACCUUCCCCAUCUCAGGAGCCCUCUUCCACUCCUUCUCCCCUGGCUCUGGCCGUGCAGGACCUUAUGGCACCAUGGCAGUCAGACAACACCACUAGUGUGAUUUCUGAAGCUGAGACACCUCACUUUGACCAUUUGGAACAAUCAUCUGAUAAAGGAGAAUCAACUCCUCAUCAAACAUGCCAAUCAGAGGGAAACACUUUUCAUCAAUCUCAGCAAAGCAAAUGUCACCUGUAUGGACCGAGGGAUGUGAGCUACAACAACUCUAAACGGAAAGAGCUGAGAUUUGACAUUUUUCAAGAAGAAGACUCAAACAGUAACUAUGAUCUGGAUCAGCCUGAGUCUGGGGCUUCUGAAGUGGCCCCCAGCAUGCUUGAGAUUGCCAUUCAGAAUGCUAAGGCUUACCUACUAAAGUCCAGUAGCAAGUCGGGCUUAAAUCUAUAUGAUCAUCUUUCUGAAAUGCUGACCAAGGUCUUAGAUAAGCGUCCUGAAAAUGCUGUGGACAUCAUUGAAAAUGUUAGCCAAGAUGUGAAGAUGGAACAUUUUAGUAUAAAACUGGAUACACUCCAAAAUGAGAAUGAGAUGCUUCCAGCCUAUGAAAUAGCAGAGAACCAAAAAGCUCUUUUUCUCCAGGGAAAUUUAGAAGGAGCUGACCAAGAAAUGGAAGAUGAAAUAGCAGAACACUCUCUUCCAAAUGUAAUGGAGUCAGCUUUUUAUUUUGAACAAGCUGGAGUCGGUUUGGGCACAGAUGAGACUUAUCGCAUAUUUCUUGCCCUCAAGCAGCUUACUGACACCCACCCAAUCCAAAAAUGUCGUUUCUGGGGUAAGAUCUUAGGUCUGGAAAUGAAUUACAUUGUAGCUGAAGUGGAAUUCCGUGAGGGAGAAGAUGAAGAGGAGGUGGAAGAGGAAGAUGUACCUGAAGAGAGGGACAAUGGAGACAAUGAAGCUGAUGAAGAUGAAUUACCAAGGUCCUUUUACAAGGCCCCACAGUCUAUUCCAAAGGAAGAAAGCAGAACAGGUGCUAACAAAUAUGUCUAUUUUGUUUGCAAUGAACCAGGAAGACCAUGGGUGAAGUUACCAGCAGUUACACCUGCACAAAUUGUUAUUGCAAGAAAAAUCAAGAAAUUUUUCACUGGGCGAUUGGAUACCCCCAUCGUAAGCUACCCACCCUUCCCAGGAAAUGAGAGUAAUUACUUACGAGCACAAAUUGCCAGAAUUUCAGCAGGGACUCAGGUCAGCCCUCUAGGAUUCUAUCAUUUUGGUGAAGAAGAAGGAGAAGAGGAGGAAGAAACAGAAGGCAGGCGAGAUAGCUUUGAAGAAAACCCUGAUUUUGAAGGAAUCCAAGUGAUUGAUCUAGUGGAAUCCCUAUCCAGUUGGGUUCAUCAUGUACAACAUAUACUCCCUCAGGGUCGCUGUAAUUGGUUCAACCCCAUACAAAAAAGUGAGGAGGAAGAAGCAGCAGAAGCAGAAGCAGAAGAAGAAGAAGAAGAAGAAAGAGAAGAGCCUGACUACAUAGAACAGGAAGUAGGGCCUCCUCUCUUGACACCAAUCUCUGAAGAUUUAGAGAUGCAGAAUAUACCGCCUUGGACAACACGGUUAUCCUCAAAUCUCAUUCCUCAAUAUGCUAUUGCAGUCCUUAGAUCCAACCUUUGGACUGGAGCAUAUGCCUUUUCCAAUGGCAAAAAGUUUGAAAAUUUCUAUAUAGGCUGGGGUCAUAAAUACAGUCCAGACAGCUAUACACCUCCAGUUCCACCACCAGUUUAUGAAGAGUACCUCAGUGGACCAGAAAUUACAGAAAUGGAUGACCCUAGUGUGGAAGAGGAGCAGGCUUUCAGGGCUGCACAAGAAGCAGCUUUAAAUUCAACAGAGGAAAAUGAAGAAACUGAGGAAGAUGAAGAUGAGGAAGAUGACUAUGACUAA
This is a messenger RNA of Globicephala melas (long-finned pilot whale), 2190 nucleotides long. RefSeq names its product radial spoke head component 4A (gene RSPH4A). NCBI's taxonomy places the organism in Eukaryota, Metazoa, Chordata, Mammalia, Artiodactyla, Delphinidae. Gene Ontology annotation, biological process: cilium movement involved in cell motility; cilium assembly; axoneme assembly. Gene Ontology annotation, cellular component: radial spoke; axoneme. The record is from RefSeq and is a predicted model, not a curated record.